AUGACGGAAAAAACAAUCUCAACAGCUACCAACAAACAAAGCAAGCUAGCGAUGUUUAGUUUAUGAUAUGCUUGUAUCAAUGUUACUAGCUAGAUAGAUCAUUGUGAAUUAGCAUAAUAUAGAAAAACAAAAACACUGUUUCAUUGAAAAGGGGCCAAAAGCGUCAGGGCACAAUGUCGGGCUCCGUUGCCGAUUUCCAGGCGCAGAUAGCCUCGAUCAUGGAGGUGCUAGCCAACGCGGCUGUAGCCGAAAUCUGCAAAGUUGUUGACGAUGGUUAUGCGGUUGUACAUCUGGAGAUGACUCAAAGCCACAAGGAGAACGAAUUUCUCCGGAGGAAAAUGAAAUUGAUGGAACUUCAGGUCGCCAGGUUUCGAGCAGAUAGAACAAAGUCUUCAGAGGGGUCCGUCCACAACCGCUUCCAUGGAAUACGCCUCCUAAACAGACACAACCAUCGAGAAACUGCAACGACAGGACCUACUUGGCAAAGCAGAAACAGACUUUCCAACAGGAGUUUUGGGAACAGCAGCAUUCAAAGAGACAGACAGCCCAUAGACGUGGAUCAAGAGGAUGUCUCUCCAUCAAAGCAUAUGGAUGCUACAAGUGAUGAGCAGUCAGGAGAGACAGAGGAAGGGGAACCAGACCUGCUGAUCAUCAAGGUGGAGGGAGAAGCAGAUGACCAGGACUCUAGGAUCAGCCACCCAGCUAGAACAGUGGAGGGCAGCAGAGAACUAACCACCCAACCGGCUGCAGCCACCACAGAGGACCCCGCCUUCCAGCUCAGUGGCCCCAGAGGCAACAACAACUACAACAACAACGCUAUGGAGGUCAGUGGAUCUGAUGCCGUCCUCCUCCAGUCAGAAACAGGGACUGUGAACCAGGGACCCCAGCAACACAUGGGAUUUGAACCGAAAGCAGAGAGACCGAGUCUGGACACAAAGUGUGAUAUGGACGGGGACCUCACUCUCCUAAGAGAUUCUUUAAACCAGGUGUGGAGAGAGGUAGUAGGGACGGAUGAUGGCGCCUCUGCUGCUCACACUAAAGUCAUGGACCUAGGGAGUGGCUCAGUGGACCCAGAAACACAGAAUAGAUCGGCCACAGAAAUGAGAAGUGUAGGGUUAGAAAACCACAGGUUUUCCCCCAAGUCAUUCCAUUCUUCAUCAGAACAUGUGAUAGUGAUUGACUCUGUAUCCAGUGGGCAGCAGGUAGAUAGAGAUUUUGAGUGGUGUCAGGUGGGUACAGCUACUACACCACAGGUCAAUGGGACUGAAAAUAAGCAGGGAGUGGGAGUGUUUAACAGAAACGCACCAAUGAAUCACCACGAUUCGAUGAGAGACAACACCACGCAAUUUGUUUCACCCGGCUUCCGGGCCUCUGAGAUAAAUACAGGCAUGCAUGUUGGCACAGGUGAGGCCAAUAAAGCUAGUUGGUGCUCAUUGGCAAGCCUCCAGAGAUACUCUGAAAUACCAGGAAGAAGAGCUCAACAACCAGCUCAUACCUCACUUCCUGAUUGCCAUUUUAGACCAAGUGCCACAACUUCCUCCCACUCGAGUAAUCUCGCCACAGACGUUAGACCUGGUACCGUAGAACGACCGUAUGGUUGCCCGAGCUGCAAUAAGAAGUUUGUCCACGAGAGUGACUUGCGGCAGCAUGCUGUCAUCCACACCAGAAAGCGGCCGUUCGCCUGCACCUUGUGUGAGAAGAGAUUUGUGUCCCGCGCCAAGCUCCAAAUGCACCUAAACGUCCACACUGGCGAGAAGCCCUUCAGUUGUACACAUUGUGGGCGCAGGUUCUCCCACUCCAGCAAUCUGAAAAGACAUCAGAAGCUUCAUCAUUGAGAACUGACGUGGAACAAGAGAUUCCUAUUGAAAAAAAGCUGUUAUAGAAAUAUCAUGAGUUCAAACGUCAUUGGUUCUAACAUAGUCGUAUGUCUGCAGGAUAUUUGCCCUGGUCUCAUACGUCUACAAUACAACGUGGUUCAUAUUUACAUUAUCUACAAAGACUGUUACGUUUUCUUGGCUUCUUUAAUGCCAACAGCAUCACUCACAUUGACUGUUAAGGUUGAUAAUGGUUCAAUAUAACUGCCUCAGACUAAAGUUAUAGCAGCUACUGAAAUUGUACUGUCCAUUUGUACCAAUUUGACCAAUGGCUAUUGGCUAUUUGACCAAUGGCUAUUGGCUAUUUGACCAAUGGCUAUUGCUGUUUGUUUGUCAAUUCCUAUAAUUCCAUCAAUAAAUCAUAUUUUUCAAAGAA
Messenger RNA from Oncorhynchus keta (chum salmon), 2250 nucleotides. RefSeq names its product zinc finger protein 16-like. The record is from RefSeq and is a predicted model, not a curated record. The coding region runs from base 174 to 1835 and encodes 553 amino acids. The transcript has 3 exons. Gene Ontology annotation, molecular function: RNA polymerase II cis-regulatory region sequence-specific DNA binding; DNA-binding transcription factor activity, RNA polymerase II-specific. NCBI's taxonomy places the organism in Eukaryota, Metazoa, Chordata, Actinopteri, Salmoniformes, Salmonidae. Gene Ontology annotation, biological process: regulation of transcription by RNA polymerase II.